Molecule: messenger RNA, 697 nt
Organism: Lonchura striata (white-rumped munia)
Lineage: Eukaryota; Metazoa; Chordata; Aves; Passeriformes; Estrildidae
Gene: NRG4
Product: neuregulin 4
Biological process (GO): positive regulation of cell population proliferation; epidermal growth factor receptor signaling pathway; positive regulation of mitotic nuclear division
Molecular function (GO): growth factor activity; epidermal growth factor receptor binding
Source: RefSeq, a predicted model, not a curated record
UGGUCUUAUUUUUAAGAUCAUGAAGAACUCUGUGGCACCAGUUAUGGAUCUUUUUGCCUAAAUGGAGGGAUUUGUUAUAUGAUUCCUACUGUAUCCAGUCCAUUCUGCAGGUGUAUUGAGAAUUACACAGGAGCUCGUUGUGAGGAAGUUUUGCUGCCCAGCAUCAAAUCCCAAACAAAAGGUGACCUGUUUGCAGCUUUCUUGGCUUCCCUUCUUCUUCUAGGAGUUCUUGCAAUUGGAGCAUUCUACUUCCUUUGCAGGAAAGUUUCUAUUCCAAGGACAAAUUCUUCAGAGUAUGGUGCCAACCUAGUUGAAACUACAAGCAGCAAUGGCUGCAACAAAAUAACAACAGCCUAAAGAAUUAGAGUGGAAGAACGGUGGAGAACCAACAUGCAGAGCAACCCUAAGAAUCUAAGUUGUAGAAGGUGACAUGGUAAGCAAGAUGGGAGAAGAAAGUUGACUGAAACAGAAGGCUGACAUGUUGGAGAAGACUUCAUCUAAGACUUAAACAGUUGCACUUACUGGAGUUUCUAUGUACUUUUAAAACUGUAUCAAUUAUACAGAAAUCACUAUAAUUUAUGUUUGAAUUCUGUGAGAUUUUUUUUAUGGUUUUCAAUAAUGCACAGGUAGAUGCAUGAGAUAAUUUUGGGUUUUACUACAUAGGAAAUAAAUAAAAUACAAUAUUUAUUUUACUGCA